Molecule: messenger RNA, 3836 nt
Organism: Trichobilharzia regenti
Lineage: Eukaryota; Metazoa; Platyhelminthes; Trematoda; Strigeidida; Schistosomatidae
Source: the annotation of a GenBank genome assembly
AAAACCUGGGAGUACUGGACAGCUGUUUCGUCCUAGUUUGGGACUCCUCAGCAGUAUGCACCCACCACCACAGUUCGAGCGAGCCCGUAGACCAUGAAGCCAUUGAGACCGGAUCUAAUGGUCCAUGAAUUCUAACUUCUGCCGAUUCACGAGGUAGCGCGACUGCUAACCAAUAUCAUCCGUGGCGAGUGUUUGUUCGCACACCCGACCUGCUGCACCCUACUGGUCACGGCUUCCCACUAGGACCCCAGGUUAACUGCCUGAAUAGGGCCAGUCACUAGUGAGCAUCAGAUUAAUUUUCAAGUGUUGGUUUUGUAGGGAUUUUGUUUGAUUGUAUGGAGGAUUUAAUCAUGAGCUGACAUCAGUUAGAGAACCACUGGAAAACCUGGGAGUACUGGACAGCUGUUUUGUCCUAGUUUGGGACUCCUCAGCGAUUUAAAACGUGAAGCGAGUAUUUGUCAUCUGUUGAAACAUCCACAUAUUGUUGAAUUGCUAGAAACCUACAGUAGCGAUGGAAUGCUCUAUAUGAUAUUUGAAUAUAUGAAAGGUGCUGAUCUUGCAUUUGAAAUUGUCAAGCGUGCAACAGCUGGUUUUGUGUAUAGUGAAGCAGUGGCAAGUCAUUAUUUAAGACAAAUUCUCGAAGCGAUACGUUAUUGUCAUGAGAAUAAUAUUAUACACCGGGAUUUAAAACCACACUGUAUUGUAUUGGCGAGUAAAGAGAAUUCAGCACCAGUUAAACUUGGCGGUUUCGGAUUAGCUACUCACCUCAACUUGGAUACAAAUCAAGUUAGUGGAGAUUCACCGAUCACCGUUGAUCAGGAAAUAUUUGUUUCUUUACGUCCAGAUCAGUGUGGUCGUAUAGGUACUCCACAUUAUAUGGCGCCAGAAAUGAUUCGUCAUGAACCUUAUGGUAAAGCGGUUGAUGCAUGGAGUUGUGGUGUUCUCCUAUUUGUCUUGCUAAGCGGUUCGCUACCAUUCUAUGGGACAAGAGAUGUUCUCUUUAAACAAAUAGUUUCUGGACGUUAUCAUCGUCAACCUCAAGUAUGGAAUAUGAUAUCACCAGAGGCAAGAGAUUUAGUUACACGUUUACUUGAAACAGAUCCAACACAACGGUUAACUAUUGAAGAGGCGUUACGUCAUCCAUGGAUAAGUCAAAAAGCUCGUGCAUCUAAAACUCAUCUACAUGAAACAGUUGAAGAAAUGAGACGAUUUAAUGCAAGACGUAAACUGAAGGGUGCUAUAUUAGCCGCUGUAUCAAGUACAAAAUGGGCAAGUUUUUAUACAGAACCAAAUAUUCAAUCAGAUGAUGACAUCUUGGACGAGGAUGAUGAAGUAACUUCAGCAGCUGUCAGUGCAGUAUUGGAUAGUUUCGAAGAGAUGCAAUGCCUUACCGAAUGUUUUGAAAAAGAUACAGAUCUAUUUCAGCCAGUAUUUGAAGAUGAACACUUGCAUUGUUUAUUAGAGUUGUACGAUCAUAUAAAUACUCAGUCACCUGGUAGUGAUUUCCGUGUUCCUGCUGAUGCAACAGAAAAGUGGGCUGAGGUUUUAUCAGAAUUAAAUAUACUGAAUAAAACAGAACUGGGACAAACCGCUGAGGAGUUAAGAUUUUAUAUGAAACAACCUCAUUUUCGAGCAUUACUUCAAACCUAUGAUGUAAUAGCUCAAGAAGUUUAUGGUCCUGAAGCUAUCCGUGUUACCCCACCACCAUUGUCAUCCUUCUUAAAUGGCGAUGAAGAUGAUCAUAUGGAAUCAGAUACGGAACAACCACAAGUAACACGUGUUCGAUUGGUACAAUUUCAAAAAAAUACAGAUGAACCAAUGGGUAUAACUUUGAAACUGAAUGAAGAAAAUAAAUGUAUUGUGGCGAGAAUUCUACAUGGUGGAAUGAUACAUCGACAAGGAACUCUACACGUUGGAGAUGAAUUACGUGAAAUUAAUAAUGAACCAGUAGCUGGUCGAUCAGUUGAACACUUACAACGACUGUUGCGUAAUGCUCGUGGAAAUGUUAGUUUAAAAAUUAUUCCAAGUUAUCGAACACACCCACUGCAAUGUGAAAUAUAUGUUCGUGCAAUGUUUGAUUAUAGUCCUGAAAAUGAUGAUUUAAUACCAUGCACACAAGCCGGCAUACACUUUCAUGUUGGUGAUAUUUUACAAAUUAUUAGUAAAGAUGAUCAUAAUUGGUGGCAAGCUCGUUUAUGGGGCUCGGAUUAUCAAGCACCAGCUGGUCUGAUACCUAGUCCAGAAUUACAAGAAUGGCGUAUGGCUAAUAAAGCAGCUGAAUUAUCCCGUGAAAUGGGUAUUACACAUUGUGGUGCCUGGUUAAAGCGUCGGAAGCGUCAAUUCAAAGAUAAAUAUGCUAAAGGCAAACAUGCCACAACUAUCUAUGAUCAGCUGGAUUUAAUCACUUACGAAGAAGUUGUCCGGCUACCACAAUUUCGUCGGAGAACACUUGUAUUACUCGGUGCACAUGGUGUAGGACGACGUCAUAUAAAGAAUUGUUUAAUUCAAUCAGCUCCGGAUAAAUUUGCUUAUCCUAUACCUCAUACAACUCGAUCACCGCGUAAAGAUGAAGUCAAUGGUAAAAAUUAUUAUUUCAUAUCACAUGAUGAAAUGAUGCGUGAUAUAGCAAGUAAUGAAUAUUUAGAGUAUGGUGCACAUGAAGGUGCAAUGUAUGGCACUAAAUUAGAUACUAUACGGCAAAUACAUGCAGCAAGCCUAAUUGCUAUAUUGGAUGUUGAACCACAAGCAUUGAAAAUAUUACGUACAGCAGAAUUUGCACCAUGUGUUGUAUUCAUUGCAGCGCCAGCCUUGACUGAUAUGACAAAUGGACAGCAUACUGGUAAUAAUACCGCAAGUAGUAAUAAGAAUACAGGUGAUAACAGUUUAGAACGCCUGGCACGUGAAAGUGCUCUCCUUGAACAACACUACAGUCAUUUCUUCGAUUUGAAAAUUAUUAACAAUGAUAUUGAAGAGACAAUUGUUCAAUUGAAACAUGCUAUUGAUGAAUUUCAGACCAGUCCACAAUGGAUACCAGUUACAUGGGUCUACUAGAAGUAAUUCUGCGAUAUGAUAAUAAUGAUAACUAUUACUACCACAAUUAGUGCAAUAAAUGAUAAAAAAAUAAUUAGUAGACAUUGUUUAUAGUCAUUCAUCGGUUUAUUCUACGCUAAUAUUCUUUCUUAGUUGUUGUCUUUUUUUACUAUUUAUUUCCAUACUACUUAAAUAUUAUUUCAGUAUUAUCUUUGUGUAUCGGUGUGUUUUUAUUUGAGUAUUAUUAUACUAUUAUACACAAUUUACUUUCCAUUACCGUGUCAACAAUGUGGAGUUGUUGUCUCCUUUUUUUAUUAUCUAUUCUAUUCGAACUUUCUAACCUCCAAAUUCAAUUAUUUAAAUCUCGCUAAAAAUGAUCCCUGCUUUAUUUGAAUUUUCGGAAGUGUGUGUGUGUAUGUAUAAUCUGAAUUGUUAAGAAUAUGUUUUUCAAGAUUCAUGUAUAUAUAAAUUUGUGAAUUAGUUGAUAGUGAACUAAAUUUCUCUUUUUGCAGUGAAUUUGAAUUACCGUUUGUUUCGUCUUCUUUUUGUUUUGUUAUAGUGAAUCAAUUGUAAUUCAUUUCUUUAUUGAACUACUGAUCAUUGAACAGGAGGGGAUUUUAUAUUGGUGGCUGUUGUUUUUUAUUUCUUCAAAAAAAGAAAUCUUAAUUUAUAUUGAAAUUUACUAAUCUUCUUUUUUCAUGCAUUUAUUAUUCCUAAAUGAUUUUGAUGAUUUGGAUUAUCCUGCAUUUAUUGAAUAUUGAAAAGAAAACCAGCAUUCAUGAAUAUAAACAAAAAUAUGACUUCAU